Arctia plantaginis is the source of this 1860-nucleotide messenger RNA. The record is from the annotation of a GenBank genome assembly. Lineage: Eukaryota; Metazoa; Arthropoda; Insecta; Lepidoptera; Erebidae.
AUGCUCUCUGCUUCCGGCCUAGUUUUCGUUCUGUUCGCCCUAGCGGUGGGCCACGACAGUGUACUGGCCGUUUCGACAUCUCGCGAGUUACGAUGUGGUCGGCGACUAGUGUCAGGGCUGUUUUCAAGACCGCGGCUGCCGUUAGGUUAUUCCUAUGUCACUACUGUGCCGCGAGGAGCCUGCAGGCUGAACAUCUCAGAGAUUAUAUCCAGUGAUAAUUAUAUAGCGUUGAAGAUAUCCAACGGUUCAUACAUAAUGAACGGCGAGUUUGCGGUGAGCACGGCGGGGACGUACGAGGCGGCCGGCGCGCGCUUCAUAUAUACGAGACAUGCAGGACAAGACGUAGUUUUUGCACACGGACCGAUUCAUCACCCUAUUGAUAUUAUGAUUCUUUAUACACAACCAAACCCAAGUAUAAAAUAUGAAUAUUUCACCGAAUCUCUACCAGGUGACAUUGAAUCAGAAUCUAUUACAAAAUCUGAUGUUACUGAUGUUUCACCUACAUCUACUUCGAAGCAUAUUCGAAGACAUCAUAAUUAUGAUGCUUUUUCAAGACCCAGUAGUUUCCCUAAACAUUUAGAUAUAAACAGAGAAAUGUCUGAAGAAAGUUUAGGAGAGAAUAUCAUCGGAACUAGAAAGUUCGUAUGGAAGAUAUUGUCGUAUUCUCAAUGCACUCGCAGCUGUGGUGGAGGUAUUCAACUUGGGAAAUACCGCUGCGUAGAAGCAAAUGCUGGGGAUCGUGAAGUAUCAAAUGUGCACUGCAUUGGUUCCGCUCCUUCCGCCCGCCGCAGGCGCUGUGGUGCAAUUCCGUGCCCUCCUCGAUGGCGAGCUGCUUCUUGGUCACCAUGUCCGCGCUGUGGCCCUGCUACCAGGCACAGGAUUGUGGGAUGCGUGCAAGAUCAUGCUAGAGGGAUAACUAAGAUAAGUGAUCAAAAAUGUCCAAUUCCCAAACCAUCGACCUCAGAAGAAUGCAACAUUCCUGAUUGCAAUGAAGUAAAUGGUGGAGAAGUAAGGCAAAUCACUUCAAAGCGGAUCCUGAGGCCAAGAGAGCAUACCGAAAACUUUAAAGCAGGACCUGUGUAUACCAUAGCAGUCAAUAGUACAAAUUUUGAUGUUGGUCCAGAAUAUUCCGUCAGUGCUACUGCAGGAUGGCUAUAUACAGAGUGGUCCGAGUGUAUAGGAUGGUGUGUAGGUGGUGGUAUACAAACACGAGGUGUACGCUGUGCUGACCCAUCGGGAUGCACGCCGCGGAAAGCGCCUGAUACAUUUCGCAGCUGCAUUCCUAAUGCUUCAUGUGAACCCACCGAAGGAACAUGGUUUACGGGUGAAUGGUCUUCAUGCUCCGGUUGCAAUGGUAAACAAGUCCGUGGAGUUCUUUGCAUCGGUGGAUCUGGACGACAUUUGAAGGAUUCUGCAUGUAAAUCGCCGAAACCUUCACAUAUUAAAGAUUGUCAAGCUGCUUGUCGUCCCACAUGGUACUCUAGUGAUUGGGGACAGUGUAUAAGCAACUGCACACCAAACCUAACUUCUGGAUUCCAACAACGAUCUGUGGCAUGCGCUCUUGCUGAUGAUGCUAAACCAAGUGGCGAAUGUUUGGGUUCUCCAAUACCACCUGCUAAACGUAGCUGUGAUGCUAUUUGUGACACCAUUGUUGUUACAACAUCAUCACCUGCUUUAACUAUCGAAUCUCACAAAGCUCUGGCUGAUGAGACACCUACAACUCAAAGAAGUACAACAAUUAAUCAUCUAUCGAAAGAUUGCAAAGAUAAGUUGGACAACUGUCUUCUAGCCGUACAAGCUCGACUCUGUCACUAUAAAUACUAUGUACAAAAUUGUUGCUACUCCUGCUCUAGCCGUUAG